Eruca vesicaria subsp. sativa (arugula) is the source of this 625-nucleotide messenger RNA. NCBI's taxonomy places the organism in Eukaryota, Viridiplantae, Streptophyta, Magnoliopsida, Brassicales, Brassicaceae. The record is from the annotation of a GenBank genome assembly.
UUUAAAACUCAUCCUUUAAUUUCUUUUGCUCUCAUCAUGGCGAUGUCAUUCUCAGGAGCUGUUCUCAGUGGGAUUAGUUCUUCUUUUACCAGCGGAGUAGCCAAGCAGAGCGGCGUUGGCGCCGUCAGAUUUGGCCGGAAAACUGAGCUCGUCGUUGUCGCUCAGCGCAAGAAGUCGUUGAUCUACGCCGAUAAAAGUGACGGGAACAUUCUUGAUGACAUCAACGAGGCCACAAAGAGAGCUUCGGAUUACGUGACAGAUAAGACAAAGGAGGCGUUGAAAGAUGGAGAGAAAGCAAAAGACUACGUUGAUGAGAAGAACGCUGAAGCCAAAGACAGUGCACUAGAUGAAGCUCAGAAAGUUUUGGAUUAUGUGAAGGAAAAAGGAAACGAAGGAGGAGAGGCUAAGGACACAAAGGCAUGAUGAUUCAAGUUCAACCACUUAACUAGUAGAUAUAUGUAUCAAUCCUCAUGUUUAAUAUUUUACAAUAAGAUCAGUCUGUUUUUACUUCUAUUCCACUCAUCAUCAUACGUUAAAUCAUUACCAUACCGUAAGUUAGAUUAUAUUUUGAUGAUGUCUUCAAAGCAUAUCAAUGAGGAAACUAAAGAAAGAGAACUUUUAUGGA